AGGGAGGUACAAAAUUGUUGAGAAACAGAGAAGAAAAUCAUGGAGGGCGAAAGGGAAAGGCUGAACCCGGAGAUGCAGCAGCAGCUGAAUUUGGAGUCUGUAAAAACCAGAGCUCUGUCCCUCUUCAAGGCCAUCUCCCGCAUCCUCGAAGACUUUGAUGCCUACGCUCGCACCAACACCACUCCCAAAUGGCAGGAUAUAUUGGGGCAGUAUUCGAUGGUAAACCUUGAGCUUUUCAACAUUGUUGAGGAAUUAAAGAACGUCUCCAAGCUAUAUGUUGUUCAUCCCAAGAAUGUCAAUGCCGAAAAUGCUCCAAUACUACCGGUUAUGUUAUCCUCGAAGCUACUGCCUGAAAUGGAAAUUGAUGAUAAUUCUAAGAGAGACCAGUUGCUCCAUGGGAUGCAGAACUUGCCUAUACCGUCACAAAUUGAGAUGUUGAAGAAUAGAAUUACCAUGAUUGCUGCAGUCUGUGAUAGUGCUGAAAAAGUACUAGCUGAUACCCGUGCAGCAUAUGGUAUUGGAUCAGGAACUCGCCAAGGUUUACCAAUUCGUCCAACUCUUGACAAGGGUCAGGCAGCAAAGAUUCAAGAACAGGAGAACUUACUCCGAGCUGCUGUAAAUUUUGGUGAAGGCCUACGGAUUUCUGCAGACCAGAAGCAGAUUACCUCUUCACUUCCGGUCCAUUUGGCAGAUGUGCUGGCAGUAGGUGAUGGGAUGCAUAGUUUUUCUGAUCCAUCUGGAAUGUACGUGAAGAACACUCCUCCUAUGCCAUCAAACAACAUCAGCAGUCAAGGAACCAUGUUACAGUCUUCUGGAGCACAACUUAUUGGAAGAUCAGCUGCUUCUCCUGCAGCUACUGGCACUCCCUCUUUUGAUAACACAACAACGUCUCCACUUCCAUAUGCCAAUUCACCUAGAUCUGGAACAAACAUGAUGAAUACUCCAUCUCCUCAGCAACAAACCCAACAGCAACAACAGCAACAACAACAGCAGCAGCAGCAACAGCUACAGCAGCAGCAGCAGCAGCAGCAGCAGCCGCAGCAGCAAAGGCAAAAAUUGACAAUGUCUCAGCAUCAACUCCUUGCUCAGCAACAGUUCAGGCAGUCAUCAAUGCAAGGAAUGGGACAGAAUCAGCUGCCGCUACAUGAUCUGCAGGUUCAAGCUCAACAGAAGUUUCAGUCGGUACAUGGGCAGCAUCAAAUGCAAUUUUCUCAGUCAUUGGGCCAAUUUCAGAGUAGGCAGCUGCCUUCUGGACACGCUCAACAUGGGAUUGGUCAAAGCCAACUCAACCAAGGAAGUCAGUUAUUAAAUCGUCAUCUAACCCAAUUCUCUGGUCCAGCUAAUAGCACACUGUUUAAUGCUGCCCAGGGCACACCAAAUACCCAAAUGAUUCCUAAUGUAUCAGCUACAAUGUCAUCACAAUCACUUAUGCCAAGGAUGCAGUAUGGAUUACCAGGUAGCAAUUCUCAGCGGCAAAUCUUAACAGACCAAAUGUUCAAUAUGGGAACAUCAAAUCCUAGUGGUAUGAUGCAAAUGCAACAACAGCAGCAACAACAACAGCAACAACAUACGGCUCAAGGUGCAUUUGGCAACAUGCCAGCAAAUUCUCAAAAUCUGCAAGCCAAUAUGGUAGCACUACAAAAUAAUCCACAAAAUCAUCCAAAUUUUGCGCAGAGACAGCAAAAUCAGCAGUGAUAUCGACUAUAAUCAAUGACAGCAACAACAAUUUUCUUUUUCCCUUUUUUUUUUUUAUCCAUUACUCUUAAUGAAGUCACUUUUGUUUGUUUUCAUAACUGCAAAUUAGAAGUUAUCUAUAAUAUAUUUGGAGAAAUUUG
Molecule: messenger RNA, 1835 nt
Organism: Rubroshorea leprosula
Lineage: Eukaryota; Viridiplantae; Streptophyta; Magnoliopsida; Malvales; Dipterocarpaceae
Source: the annotation of a GenBank genome assembly